Molecule: messenger RNA, 2936 nt
Organism: Hevea brasiliensis (rubber tree)
Lineage: Eukaryota; Viridiplantae; Streptophyta; Magnoliopsida; Malpighiales; Euphorbiaceae
Product: phosphate transporter PHO1 homolog 10
Exons: 13
Coding region: 282-2627 (781 amino acids)
Biological process (GO): phosphate ion transport; cellular response to phosphate starvation
Cellular component (GO): Golgi apparatus; trans-Golgi network; plasma membrane
Molecular function (GO): inositol hexakisphosphate binding
Source: RefSeq, a predicted model, not a curated record
UCCACUCUCUCUCUCUCUCUCAAUUUUUUUUUUUCUUUCUGGGUUCAUUUUCUUUUCUUUACAACUCUUGAAUUUAUGACUGUAAUGUUUUCUUGUGUACGAACUGCAUGUAUAUAACGCAAUGUUUUUUUUUUUUAUUUCUGGGUUCUUUAUUUGGGAUUCAAUCGUUAAUCUGAUUAUUUUGCAGAAGGGAAGAAACUCUGAAUUAUUAGGAUUCUGAUAAAGUCAAAUUUUUCCAGGAAAACUUUGAUUAUAUAAAUUGAACUAGAAGAGACAGAAAGAUGAAGUUCGGCAAAGAGUUCAAGAAACAAAAGGUGCCUGAGUGGACUGAAGCUUAUAUGGAUUAUAAUGGCCUUAAAAGAAUUCUUCGAGAAAUCUUGCAAUGCAAGCAAAGCAGGCAACCCUCAACACCAUUGAGAUCCUUACAUCACAGAUUAACAAUGCACAGAGCCUUUAGUGGGCUAGAGCUACCACAAUCUACCGAAUUUCCCAGUAAGGGAGACAUUGAAGACCAAGUUAUAGAUGUUAGUACAUCGCUGGAAGAUGGCUGUAGAAAGUUUUACAAGACUGAGUUCCUGAGAAAGUCUGAAGAAGGGGGAGACAUUGAGGUAAUGUUCUUCAAAAAACUUGAUGAGGAGCUGAACAAAGUUAACUCAUUUUACAAGGACAAGGUGGAGGAGAUGGUGCAUGAGGCAUCUUUGCUAAAUAGACAAAUGGAUGUCUUGAUUGCGUUGAGGAUCAGGCAGCAAAAACAUGAUUUUGAGGGUGCCAAUGCUGAGGCAAGUUGUUCAAAUGACAUUGCUGCUGCAAACCACCCCUUGAGGGACAUUAAUUUAGGAAGGGGGUGUCUGGAAUCAACCCUCAGAGAGGAUACAAGCAAUGAUUCGGAUCCAGAGUCUACUAGCAAUCCAGACGUAAACGAAGUUCAUACUGCAAAUUGUGAUAGUGCUUGCAAAGAGGAGGAAAAUGAUCGUGAACGAGAUCCAUUGAAAAUACUUGAGUAUGUGAAACUUAACAAUACACUUGAGUCACCUUUAUCAACUAUUAGAGGAGUUUUCAAGGAUUCUACAGAUGAGGACCUUUCCUUUAACAAAGAGGAGCUGAGGAAAGUUGAAGAACGACUUAGAGUUGUGUUCAUUGAAUUUUACCACAAGCUCCGUCUUCUAAAGCACUAUAGUUAUAUGAACCUUGCAGCAUUUUCCAAGAUCAUGAAAAAGUAUGAAAAGUUCACAUCAAGGAGAGCAUCCAGGUCAUAUAUGAAAAUAGUGGACAACUCUUACCUUGGCAGCUCUGACGAGGUGAGUGGCCUCCUUGAAAGGGUGGAGGCUACCUUCAUCAAGCAUUUCUCAAACUCAAAUCGCAGGGAAGGUAUGAAGUCACUGAGGCCAAAAGCAAAAAGAGAAAAGCACAGUGUAACAUUCUUUUCAGGGUUUUUUUCCGGUUGCUCAAUUUUACUAUUGAUAGCUGUUGUUUUGAGAAUACAAGCUCGGAAACUGAUGGAAAAGAGGGAAGGGGUCUCAUAUGUAGUCAACAUUUUCCCACUUUACAGUUUAUUUGGAUAUGCUGUCCUACACAAGCUCAUGUAUGUGACAAACAUUUACUUCUGGAGGCGUUAUCGGGUCAAUUAUCCAUUUAUAUUUGGUUUCAAACAAGGUACAGAGCUAGGCCACAGAGAAGUUUUCAUGCUAAGCAACGGCCUUGCAUUACUUGUAUUAGCCAGUUGCCUGGCAAAUUUGCACCUGGAUUCAGGCUCAAAUGCAUCAAAGUACAAGACAGUCACUGAAAUGGUUCCUUUAGGCUUGGUUGCUGUGGUUCUGGUCAUACUUUUCUGCCCUUUUGACAUCAUAUACCGCUCUAGUCGUUUUUUCUUUAUCCGGUGUUUGUUCCGUUGUAUUUGUGCACCACUGUAUAAGGUUACCCUUCCAGAUUUUUUCUUGGCAGAUCACCUUGCCAGUCAGGUCCAGGCCAUCAGAAGUUUUGAAUUGUACAUUUGCUACUAUGGCUUGGGGGAAUACUCUAGGAGACAAAGCAAAUGUCAUAAUCAUGGUAUCUAUAAUGCCUUCUAUUUUACAGUUGCUGUUAUCCCCUACUGGAUUCGCUUUCUACAGUGUCUUCGUCGAUUGUGCGAAGAGAAAGAUGCAACACAUGGAUACAACGGUUUCAAAUACCUGUUGACAAUUGUUGCAGUUGUAAUGAGAACCACUUGUGAACUGAAGAAAGGAAGGACCUGGAUAGUGUUGGCCUUGAUCAGCUCAGCUGUUGCAGUAAUUAUGAACACAUAUUGGGAUAUUGUGGUAGACUGGGGCCUUUUGCAAAAGAAAUCAAAGAACCCUUUCCUUAGAGACAAACUUGUAGUUUCACACAAAAGUGUCUACUUUGCUGCAAUGGUCUUGAAUGUACUUCUAAGACUGGCUUGGAUGCAAUUAGUAUUAGAAUUCAAUCUGCCAAGCCAUCAUAAGAUUGCUGCAUCAACUGUAAUUGCCUGCCUAGAGAUUAUUCGUCGUGGUAUUUGGAGCUUCUUCAGGUUGGAGAAUGAGCAUUUGAACAACGUCGGCAAGUUUCGAGCAUUCAAAUCAGUUCCACUUCCUUUCAAUUACUAUGAUGCAGAUGCUGAUAAGGAUGAUUAAGCAUCAAUAUUAGCUACCUCAAUUCAGGCCACAGUUAGAGGAAGAUCUGCAUUGUCUCUGGCUAACCAUGUUUGCUGGUUCACUUGAUGAAGAAGCUUAACCAGAUAAUCCUUGAUGAUAUUGGUUUUUAGCUGCUGAUGAAUGCAGCAAUUUUUUUUUUCUGUUAAUGGAUGAAUAAAUUGCCUUAAAUCUUUUAAUUAUCUCCAGAGCUGUAAAAAGUUUAUAGGCUGAAGUUUGAAUCUUUCAUGGUACACCAAAUAUAAGCAAAAUUCAGGUAUUCAUCAAUGCAAAAAAUGAUAAAUUUAUGGA